AGGGAGAACUGUGUGAGGCUGCUCAUGGGGGAGAGAUGAGGUGGCUGUCCAGAUACUUCAGGUUGGUGCAUCGGCAGUAUUUUCUGAGCCAUAGUUACUGGAUUUUCCUGCUGGCGCAGGGGGAUCUGUGAGCUGCAGCUUCCUGGCAGGAUUCUGGGAACAGCACCAAAACCGCGGAGAGGCAGCAAGCAGGUUUUGUGCUCUGAGUCAGAAGCAGGCUGAGAAGAUGCAGCCCUCAAAGCACGAACCCAAGAUGGGGAAGGGAAUCUGUGCGAGGGGGAUAUUUCCAGUGUGAAGUUCAGAGCUUGGGGGACCCUCUGCUGCCAGCACUUUUGGUGAGUCUGCGGGUCAGCUGCUAGUUUUGGUGCAAUCAUGGGAGAAGGGAGAUUGCUGCCUUUCACCACCGCUACCCCGAGCCAGCUCAUCCUUCUAGCUAUUUCUGUCUAUGCUUAUCUAUAGCAUCAUCCCCCUUGUGCCUGUGUACCUGCCAAGCAUUCAAAACAGGCACUGCUGUGGCAGCCUCCUUUCUCUCCAGCCUGGAGGAUAAAUGACUGGAUGGCUUUUUUUUAAUUGUUUCUCUGCAUCAAGAAUUUACAGUGGGAAAGCUAAGCUGGAGAAAUGCUUUCAGGAGUGGGUGGCCAGCCUGGCAGAUCCCUGCUUGUUCUUAGCCCCUAGGGAGGUCCUGUAGCCUGGCCCUAGCCGGGUUCACUCACUGCCCUGAACAUUGGUGCUCCCUUUGAAAGCAAUGGUUUCCUGGAGUGAGAUGUGGUCUUGGGUAAAAACAGACAAAAUUUGGAUACGAGAGAGAAGACCUGGAUCUGACUUGCCUGCAAGGGGAUCCAGAACAGAAAGCUGAGUGCUUGGGUUGACUCGAUUAACUGGCUGUCAAUUCAGAAGGAACUUGGCAGAUCUAUUUUGCAUUCGCCAAACCUCUUUACUGCACGUCAUAAAGAUUUCCUAGGUCCAGAAGCUGCACAAAAGACAACUGAGCAGCACAAAAAUGUGACUCUGACAAGAGACUUCAAGCCUUCUGACAAUGAAUUUUCUACCGAUCAGUUUCUAGUUUAAAUACAUAACUGAAGCAUGCAUAGUAGUUAACCUGAUAGAGAAAAAAGAACUUUCUUAUUAAUUAGGACUGCCAAAAACCAGCAAUCACCUGAAGCUUCAAAAUGAGUGGUCCAUUAAUUCCAAACAAGUCAUGUUAUGCCCAGCUUCAGGACAACCACAGCGAAAUAAGAAAUAAUAAUGAAAGCUUAGUGAGUGUGGGGGAUACUAAUGCCAACCAAAUUGUAUCGAAAGUUAGAAUUAUUGAUGAGGAUGUUAAGAAACAUGAUUUGACAGAUGAAAGUGGGAAUAUAUAUUCUGGAGGAACAGCGAAAGUUACUCAUCUGCAUGCAGAGCAGAAUAAACUUCUAACCUUCAAAGACUCAUGGACCUGUCACACCAGUGUACAGGAAAGUAAGCUGCCCUCCACCGCAAGCAAGGAAAUGGGAAAAGACUGUAGGACCAGCGAAGUUAAGGAUAUAUCAAGGCAUAUCAGGAUUAGCCGAGGACAAAGUCUGUCCAAUUUAAAAAGUAGCACAAAUGAUGCCAACCUGGAGGUUAUUUCCAAAGGUGAUGUUGACUUCCCCCAGAACUUUUCUAAGGGAAAAAUGCCCAGGACUGUGGAGAUGGAGAGAAUAAAAAGGCUCUCCUUGGGAAGACCAAGUAAAUUCUCUCCUCAGCCUGAAACAUUUACAAAAGAUUGCACUGGCCGUGUGUCAUGUAAACGUCUGCUUUCUGCAUCAUUGGACUCCAUCGACACAUCUCACCAUUUGAUAGGAAAUACAGAGAAAUCACAGAAAACAUCCACGGAUCAUUUUCUUGGGAUGAUGUUUCAUCCACUUGACAAUACCUCAGAGAAAAAUACUGUAUUUUAUUCCAAAUCAUCUACCUCAGGGAACAAGAAAAUAAAUAAACUAGAAAAUGUACCAAAUGUUAACAUUGAAAGCACACUGCAUACUUCUCAUUCUCAACAUUCAGCUGUUAAGCUCAAUGAGUUUGUUUGUAAAUCAGAAGCACAAUUAGGUCAGGGUGAUAAAAGUAAAAAACUGGAGCUUAAAACUGCACCAUCUUUACAAUAUAAAAAUACAUGUCCACAAAAGAUAGAGAAAAUUAUGCUGGUAGAGUUCCUGAGGUGUCAAAGAGAUGAAAAUACUGCAGGGCAGGAACUGAAAAGCUCUGAGUCUGACACAUCAAAAUUUCAAGCAUCCCAUUUUGAAGACACCCAUAAUAAAGUAGAGGACCCAUUGUCAAGCCAGGUGGUAACUUAUCCUGAUGACAAAUUGCAAAGUGGUAAUGUCACUAUCAGUGGGAAAGGGAGAGGAAGCAAUGACAGUGACAACAGGGCAAUUAGCCAGGUUGGUGAGGAAUAUUUUACUGAUGGAGAAGUGGAAACAAUAUUUCCACUCACCUGUGGUAGUAAAUCCAGCGUCAAAGUGACACCUAGAAAAAAUGAAAAUUUGCAUGAAGCUGACGCAGGUUGCGCUGAAACAGUUGGUGAACAAAUGUCUCUUAUACAUAAUAUUAAUCCACCUGACAGCAAAGCCUUGAAAGUUAAUGAGAAUAAACUGAUGCUAGUCAAAGAAAGUACUGAGGAUGCUGUUGUGCCUGCUUCUGAUCUCUCUGAUCAUCACGGAGCGUGCAGUGCAGAGACAGUGUCAAACCAACAACCUGACAGCCACAACAGUGAUGUGGAAACCUCAAGUGCUUCAGUUUCAAGUAAAAAAGCAGCUAAUGCACAGAAACAUCCUCCAGAGGAAGUACCCGAGAGCUGUAAUGCUUCAACAAAGGCUGAUGUCUUUUUAUGUGUCCCAACUCCCGUGCGCCCAGUGGCAGCUCUGGAUGUUAAUGGUCAGCCCACGCUAUCAAACAGUAAUUUGAAGGACCUUUAUGCCCUUCAUGAUGACAAACUGUCAGUCCUACCUCCCAUUGACAGCACACAGUUGUUAAAUAUAUCCCCUAAAGUGCCUAUCAAGACUGCUUGCAGCAGCGCCAUCCCAAAACCUAUCCUAGUCCACCCCAAGGGCUCGCCCACAGAUAAGGUGGGUGCAGACAGUGACUGCAGUGAAAAGCUGGAAGAAAAUGUCGAGAUGAAACCUGCCAUACCCCGGCCCAAACCCGUGAGACCUAAAAUCAUCACAUACAUUAGGAGAAACCCUCGUUCGAUAGAGCAGCUUGACCCCUUGUUUGCACCGGCAGGGCUGCCCUUCAGUAGCCCAGCAUCCAGCAUGCCCAUCUCGACAGAACAGAAGGCAUCCAACGGAGGGGAGGCAAAGCCCACCAGCAUCCUGUAUGACAAAUUUAAACCUGAUCUCCAGAAGCCAAGACUCUUUGGUUCUGGACUAGUGGUGUCAGGAAUUAGGCCCCCGGGUCAUCACUUUGGUCCAAUGAGUGAGAAGUUUCUGCAGGAGGUUGGGGAAAGGCCUGCGAAAGAUGAGUUUUGCCCUCCACAAUAUACUCACUAUGAGGUCCCACCAAGUUUUUAUCGAUCUGCCAUGAUACUCAAGCCACAGUUAGGACUGGGUGCAGUGUCCAGGUUACCAUCUGCAAAGAGCAGGAUUCUCAUUGCGAGUCAAAGAUCCUCAGGUAGCUGUCUCCAUCAGCAAGGAGAAAUAACAAAUGCUCCCAACCUCUAUCAUCCUGAUGCUUCAGUCGAUCUUAAGAAACCAUCAUGUCCAAGUGCUGCAAAAUCAAAUCUUCCCAAGCCCUGCCAGUCUGGACUUCGUCCUCCAGGUUAUUCACGGUUGCCAGCAGCAAAGCUGGCUGCAUUUGGUUUUGUUAGGAGCUCAAGCGUAUCCUCUGUCUCCAGCAACCAGUCAAACGACAGUGCUCAGAGUGAUCAAAGCAGGACAACUAACCGUUCUAGCUUUGGAAAUGAAGAGCAAGCCACCCCUAAGGCAUCUGCACCUUCUAAAGAUGUUCCCAAGGGCAGCAGCAAGAGCACAACACAGGUAUCAAGCGGCACAGCGACUCCACGCAGGACCUUACUUCUAGCACCAAAAACUGCCACAGCAUCUGCUGCAGGUGUGAAGAAAGAAGUACAAAAAGAUCAGGAUGCUAACAGACCAACUGUGUCAUCCCCUAAGAAAUCAGCAGUAACAGCCAUUCAAAAGCUCCAUUCACCAGGACAUCCCAAGCAAAGGCCUACCACCCCAAAGAAUGGGUUCUCCCCCAAACCAGGAGAAGGUCGAGACACUGAAAAGCAGUUCAUUCAGAGAUUGAAGGAAAAGUGUGAUGAGCAGUCCCGGCAACUAAUUAAUAUUCAAGAUGAGCUUAAAAGGGCCAGCUGUGGCUUUGAUGUCUUUGCUAUAACAACACAGUACUUUUUCAGGCAGAAUGAAAAUGCCCUUGUGAAAAUAAAGGAGUUAGGAAUCGAGCUUGCAAAGAUCAGGGAUGAAGUUGCCCUCAACACAGCGAGAUGGAAGAAACUACUGAGCGAGAAGGAGGAGCUGGAGAGGCGCUUCGAGGAGGAGGGGAAGCAGCUCCGCAGGCAGCAGCAGGAGGAGAUGCAGGCGCUGGAGCAGCGGCUGCAGGAGGAGUACAGCGCUAAGAGGGAGAGCCUGCAGGAGCAGCACAGGCUGCAGCUGGAGCAAGCCAAAUUGCAGCAUCAGGAUCAGGUGGAAGAUAUCACAGCUGUACAUGAAGCUGCAAUGUUACAGUUGGAAAAUAACCACAUAGUUGCCAUUACGGUACUGCAGGAUGAGAACGACUGCAAGAUUCAAGAACUGAAUACUGCUCACAAACUGGAAAAGGCACAACUAGAAGAGACUUUCGAAAAACUGCGGCUGUCACUCCAGGACCAGAUAGACACCCUCACGUUCCAGAAUCAGUCUCUUAAGGCCAAAGCAGACCGAUUUGAAGAGGCUCUGAAGAAAAACACUGAGGAACAACUGAAGAUUGUGCGAGCUCCAUAUCUGCACUUAGAAAAAGAUUUGAAGAGCUUAAAACAUGUUCUUGAAAUGAAGAACUUCCAGAUUCACCAACAGGAGAAGAUGAUUAUGGAGCUGGAAAAACAGGUUGAAAAAAAUUUAAAACUGGAAGAAAAAAUCACCAUGCUGCAACAGCAGAACGAAGAACUCAGAGCCAGGAUUGAGCAAAAUACUGUCAUAACAAGGCAAUUGUCAGAGGAGAAUGCUAAUCUUCAAGAAUAUGUUGAGAAAGAAGUGGAGGAGAAGAAGAAGCUCAGCAGGACUAACGAAGAGCUCCUCUGGAAGCUGCAGGAGGGAGAUGCCGUAAGCCCUGUCAAACUCCCACCUGCAUCGUCCACUUCUUUUUAUCACUGCUCAUCAGAGAACUCCUCUCCAGCAAAAGUCAGAACCUUGCGGCGAUGAAUCAGCAGCUGUGUGCCGGAGGUUCUCUGCCUUUUAUGCAUUUCCAAUCUGCAAAAUGUUACCCUCCAAGGAAGUAUUACCAUCAACAGGCGCCCAGCGUUCAUGGCUGCAAGCAUGUUUGGUAGCUGCAUAGCUUUACACUAGGCAGGGUACUCUUACAGUCCCCAUAUAGAAAUUCUUGGUUCUGACAUGUUGAUUAAGGUAGCAAAAAAGAUAGCAAAAAGCUAGAACAGCAGAAAGUUAGGAUAGCAAAAAGUUUAAUUUGAUGUGUGAACAUUAUAAGUAUGGUUAGAGCCAAAAGUUGGAAAAUGCUCUAAUAAUGGUUCAUCAGAAUGAACUUUUGCUGCAGUAUUUCAGGUUAGUUACAAAUACAGUUCAAGUUGUGAAUAUUUCUGUAUAUGUGUCUGUGUUUAUAUACAUGUACGUAUUGUACCUUUAUACCUAUAUAUAGACGCACACACAUAUAUAUGUAGUUGCAGAUGUUCUGAAUUGCAUUUUUUAUAUUAUUGGAUACUACUAAGUGCUGAUAUAUUUUCAUUACAGUCAGCAGUUUUCUAACUCGUGCCUAAGACUUGUAUCUAAACAAAAUGCAUUUCUGUUUAGACUCCCAGGAAUAUUUAUACCCAACCUAGAAGAAAGUUACACAGAAGUAGAAGCGCCUUCCAAAUGACCACCAAGUGGUACUCUAUGUAACAUGAACACCAGCGAAUUUGAAAUUCUGAGACAGUACUGCCUUUGAAACCAUCACCUUUGCUUUGAAUACCAGAUAAGAUAUGCAUACCAUCCACUGCUUUUUAACUCUUACCAUUGAUAUUGUAAGUGGAGAUAGGCUAGAGAUGAGAAACCUGAGGGGUUUAGCAAAUUUGGUAGAGGUUACUGGUUAACAUCGUUCAAUUUUAGUGUCUUUAAAUCCUAGUCAGAUCUUAUCUUGAUUUACCUUGGCCUGAUUUGGAUACAAUCAGAAUCUCUGGUUGUAGGUUCCUGUCCAUUUUGCUUUAUUUCAAGUCCCAUAAGCAAGAAGGAGAAAAAAAGUUGUUCAUCCUUGACCUGUGCUGGGUGAGAGGUUUCCAAUAUUAGGAUGAGACACUGGGCAACAGCUAGGGCUCUAGCCUCCUUCCACCUGAAAUGCCAAAUAGAGCACAGCCAACUACACAGGCGCAAAUGAGGUCAGAAUUACUUUCCUUCCACAUAUCUAUAUUAUUUCACAUUGCUAAAGCUUACCUAAAGUUACAGAGCACUUUGAAGAUUCAUGGAAAUGAGUGGCUAAACUAACUUUAACUUUCCCAUCUAGAAGCAAAAAUGUUCACCCAGGCUUCGGGUGACCCCCCACCCAAGGGAGUGGUGGGGCUGAGAAAUGGCUGUGGUGGGACAGUCUGCAGGGCCCUCAUGGGCACUUCUAGCAAGAAAAAAAUAUCCCUGAGCAUAAUUUCAAAAACAAAGAGAUCUGUGGGAUGCUUUUCUACCCAGCUUACGGCAAAGAGCCUGCAUGCAGGCCUGCUUUGUGCACUGGGGUCAAAGUAAGCAGGGAGACAGUACAUAAAGCAAACCCCUGGGGUGCAGGAGUGCUGUGGGGAGGGUGGCUCUCCCACCUGGGUGUGCGUGGCACUAGCACGCCCUGCACCUACAGGGAUGAGAUUGCACUGCCCUGCAAACUGCUUGAGUGGGAGCUAUGCUCCAGCUUUCCUGGGAAAUACUCAGGAUUCACAGACUGCAGCUUAGAUACAGCUUCAACCACCAUCAAAGCACCUGUGGCCUGUUCCACAGUGUUAAAAAAAAAACGUGAUUUUUUUUUUUCUCCUUUUUAGAGAAAUUUAUUUUUGUAGCAGCUUUUGCAUGAUACUGUGAUACUGAGUAAAUUGAGCAACUUGUUAGAAUAGAUCAUGCCACACCAGCUACUGCUGUUGAAAUGCAUUACUAGAUUUUAGUGUGUCCAGCAAAUACAACCUGAAAGUAAGAUAGAUACCUAGCACAUACAUGCACACAAAGCCCCUUCUUGCCAAGUACAACUUUAAUCACUUUGAUACUUACUAACUGCACAGACACCUGCAAUACCUACUGCAUUGUCAUCUUUCAUCCCAUCAAUAAAAUUCAGGUAAAAUGAGAUCAUAGGAGCAUAGGAUGAUUUGAGUUAAAAGGAAUCUUUAAGAUCAUCUGGUCCAAGCACCCUGCCAUGCACAGGGACACCUUCCACUAGAUCAGGUUGCUCAGAGCUUCAUCCAACCUGGCCUUGAACAGUACCAGGGACAGGGGACAUCCACAACUUCUCUGGACAACCUGUUCCAGUGUCCUACCACUGUCAUUGUAAGAAAAUCUCUUCCUUAUGUCCAAUCUGAACCUAUCCUUUUCCAUUCUAAAACUGUUGUCCCUUGUACUGUCACUAGAGGCCCUGGUAAAAAGUCCAUCCCCAUCUUUCUUACAGGCCCCCUUUAGAUACUGGAAGGUGUUACAAGAUCUCCCUGGAGCCUUCUCUUCUCCAAGCUGAACAACCUCAACUCUUUCAGCCUGUCUUCAUAGGACAGAUGCUCCAGCCCUCUAGUCAUCUUUGUGGCCCUACUCUAGACUUGCUCCAGCAGGUCGAUGUCCUUCCUGUGCUGAGGAACCCAGAGCUGGAUGCGGCACUGCAGAGUGGAGUAGAGGGGAAGAAUUCCCUCCCUCGACCUGCUGGUCAUGUUUCUUCUGAUGCAGCCCAGGAUAUGAUUGGCUUCCUGGGCUUUGAACACUCACGUCCAGCCUCUCAUCCACCAGUAUCCCCAAGUCUUUCUCCUCAGGGUUGCUCUCCAUCCAUUCAUCCCCCAGCCUGUAUUGAUACCAGGGGUUGCCCUGAUCCAGGUGCAGCACCUUGCACUUGGCCUUACUGAACCUCAUGAUUUUCACAUGGACCCACCUCUCAAACCUGUCAUGGUCCCUCUGGAUGGCAUCCUUUUCCUCCAGUGUAUCAACUGUAUCACUCAGCUUGGUGUCAUCUGCAAACUUGUUGAGGGUAUACCUGAUCCCACUGUCCAUGUCAUUGAUGAAGAUAUUAAACAGUUCUGGUUCCAAUAUGGACCCCUGAGGGCCACAACUUGUUACUGAUUUCCAUUUGGACAUGGAAAUCAGUGCAACCAUCUAGCCAAUUCCGUAUCUAACUUCCAUCCAUCAAACCCAUAUCUCCCCAAUUUGGUGACAAGGAUGUUGUGUGGAACUGUCAAAGACCUUACGGAGUCCAGGUAAAUGACAUCAGUUGCUCAUCCCUCAUCCACCAGCGCAGUCACACCAUUGCAGAAGGCCACCAGACUAGUCAGACUUGUUGAUAGUUUCUAGAAUCCUCUUUUUUACCCUCUGUAAAUUGGUUGAGCUGAUACAACCAGAGAUGUUACCAUGAUGCUCCUCUAAACUUUUCUGUGCUAAACACACUAAAGCAUACUAUUGGCCCAGGACAGUCUGGCUGAGCCUGUUUUAAUUUAUUAAUCCUUUCUCUCUUUUUCUGGUGCUUUAUCACUUUGUUGUUUUAAAGUCAUAGCAAGAGAUGCUUCCAGCAGUGAAUUGGGAGUGGGGCUUUUAUGGUGGGAAAACUGGUGUUGAACCCAGCUCCACCAUCAUUCCGUAUCAUUGCCAAUCCCUUUCCCAUCGAAUUUUUGCCUCCCAAUCCUGCCUCUCACUGGAUUCUUCCUUGGCACGGCCUCUGGGGUCUGCCCAAUCACUAGCAAAGCUGUAGGAAAUUUUGCCUGACCAGAAGGGACCCAGCAACCCAUCCCUGUGGGGGGUGUUAAGGGUGGCUCCUCCUGGUGCGAGCCCAGAAACACAGACUUUUUUUCCCAAAAAAAAGGUUAUUCCUUUUUCCUGUUUUUCCUGUCCUGUCCCUCCUUGCCUUUACGUGCUGGAGUAGGUGUGAAACUAAAGCCCAGGUCACUCAGACAGUGGGAGGAAGGGAACAGCCCCUGAGUGGGGCAGUCAUUCCUGAGUGGGGCAGAACACCCCCGAGUGCAUGGCCAAGCCUGUAACCCCUGCUCAUGCCAGGGAGGUGUGACCAUGAAAUGUGAGCUUGGCUUUCCCAGUGGUGUAGGGGUCAUAUCUCUAGUCUGUGCUCACUGGCUGUCCCUGCUCAAAAGCAAGCAAUGGGAAGUAAUUGCUUUUGCAAGGCUGGAGACUUCCCAAAUGCCAUGGCCACUGCAGGGACUUUCCCAAUUAGAUAGUGUAGGGCAGCCUUUGGCAGGAGAGGGAACAUAGCCAGCACUAAGCAGGAAAGGGUUUUAUCGCCUCUGGCUUUAAAAAGAAGCUGUUUGAUUUGGUUAAUCUUUAACCAAUGCAGAAGGGUGCAGUGGCAAUAAAACUAGCCUACAGCUGCUCUGGAGGGGCUCCAGAGACAGGCACUGGGAGCAGGUAUCAGCCAUGGGAUGGCAGGAGAGCCAGCAGCAAGUGGGAGCCACAGAAUUUUCUGUGGAAAGAUACCAUUUGGCCCUGUUGGGAUGGGACCUCCUGCAGCUGCCGGCAGAGAUGUGUUAACUCGGUCGAUGCACAGUAGCAAAGGCUUGUGAUGGUGGUGGGCAGGGGGAGGAAAGGAGAACUAUCAAGUGCAAAAUCAGGUAUUUUACGUCUCUGCACUGAUGGUGGUUGUGUCCCAUGGACACGCUGAGGAGCCUCUGUACAGUUUCCCGCACAGCAGGAGUUCUGUGGUCCUGUUUACUACGUGGCUAAUGAUUACAGGAAGAGUUUGUAUAAUUUCAGUUACAGUGUACAGAUAAGUGUAAUAUAUUCCUGAUUAAUAAAAACAUGCGCCAGUGCACCUAUGGGCUGACGCAUACAGACCAGCA
Molecule: messenger RNA, 10162 nt
Organism: Pseudopipra pipra
Lineage: Eukaryota; Metazoa; Chordata; Aves; Passeriformes; Pipridae
Gene: MTUS2
Product: microtubule associated scaffold protein 2
Exons: 15
Coding region: 1170-5372 (1400 amino acids)
Cellular component (GO): nucleus; cytoplasm
Molecular function (GO): microtubule binding
Source: RefSeq, a predicted model, not a curated record